AUGGCACUUAAAAGACUUAAUAGAGAAUUGUAUAUUUUAGGAGAAAACCAACUGUCGUCUUGUAAUGCUAGUCCUAUUGAUGAUGAUCUUUUUCAUUGGCAAGCGACAAUUAUGGGUCCUUCUGAUUCCCCAUACUCGGGUGGUGUAUUUUUCCUCCUUAUUGAUUUUCCUGAAGAUUAUCCGUUUAACCCACCAAGGAUUAGAUUUACAACAAAAAUUUACCAUCUAAACUUCAGUGAUGGUGGAAAUAUUUGCGGUUGCUUUUUAAAGAAACAAUGGUCGCCAGCACUUAACAUCUCGAAGGUACUCGCUUUAGUUUGUACAUUGCUAACUGAUCCAUACAAAGGGUGUUUCAUACAAGAAAAAUAUUAUUUGUACAUAAAUAAUCGUAAUUGUUAUGAAGCUAAUGCUAGGGAAUGGACUCGCAAGUAUGCUAGUUAG
This is a messenger RNA of Rhizophagus irregularis DAOM 181602=DAOM 197198, 441 nucleotides long. Its product is annotated as Ubiquitin-conjugating enzyme E2 4. Gene Ontology annotation, biological process: protein polyubiquitination. Gene Ontology annotation, cellular component: nucleus. Lineage: Eukaryota; Fungi; Glomeromycota; Glomeromycetes; Glomerales; Glomeraceae. The record is from RefSeq and is a predicted model, not a curated record. Gene Ontology annotation, molecular function: ubiquitin conjugating enzyme activity.